AUGCACUCACACCAUUCACAUUCUGGUGACUACAGUGCACACGGUACAGACCCUUUGGAUUCUGUAGUCAAUCAAGUUAUCAACCUCAACUUUCAUACUUACUGCUUGACAGAGCACAUCCCAAGAAUUGAGCGCAAGUUCAUAUACCCUGAAGAACUGUCAUUAGGCAAAACCCCAGAGGAAAUCAUUACCAAGCUAGAAACAUCGUUUAAGAAUUUCAUGAGUCAUGCGCAAGAGAUCAAGGCUCGUUAUACUGACAAACCAGAUGUACGUACUCAAUUCAUUAUAGGAAUGGAGAUUGAAAGUUGUGACAAGAUCCACAUCGAAUAUGCGAAAAGAAUCAUGAAGGAGAAUAGCGAUAUUUUGAAAUUUUGUGUGGGUUCGGUCCAUCACGUCAACGGGAUUCCUAUUGAUUUCGACCAAACACAAUGGUACAAUUCAUUACAUUCUUUCAACGACAAUCUGAAAGAUUUUCUACUAUCUUACUUCCAAUCACAGUACGAGAUGCUCACGAACAUAAAGCCCCUAGUCGUGGGUCACUUUGACCUUUACAAAUUGUUUCUGCCCCCAAAAAUGCUGGUAAACCAGAAAUCGGGCCAAUGUAACGAAGAAAGUGGAAUUCCUGUAGCUUCAUUAGACGUCAUCAGCGUAUGGCCAGAACUGCACGAUGCAGUCGUAAGAAAUUUACAGUUUAUAGACUCUUAUGGUGGUGCUAUUGAGAUUAAUACGUCAGCACUAAGGAAGGGCCUCGAGGAACCGUACCCUAGCAAGACCUUGUGCAAUCUGGUUAAGAAGCAUUGCGGAUCAAGAUUUGUUUUAAGUGAUGACGCACAUGGUGUGGCGCAGGUGGGCGUGUGCUACGACAAAGUAAAGAAAUAUAUAGUGGACGUGCUACAGUUGGAAUAUAUUUGCUACCUUGAAGAAUGCCAAUCAUCGCAGAAUGGAUUAUUUAUAAAGAGAUUACCCAUUUCAGAGUUUGUUAAUGAUCCCUUCUGGGCCAAUAUCUGA
Molecule: messenger RNA, 1008 nt
Organism: Saccharomyces mikatae IFO 1815
Lineage: Eukaryota; Fungi; Ascomycota; Saccharomycetes; Saccharomycetales; Saccharomycetaceae
Gene: HIS2
Product: histidinol-phosphatase
Exons: 1
Coding region: 1-1008 (335 amino acids)
Biological process (GO): L-histidine biosynthetic process
Cellular component (GO): cytoplasm
Molecular function (GO): histidinol-phosphatase activity
Source: RefSeq, a predicted model, not a curated record